UAAAAACAAUUAAUUUUGAGAAAAAGCAAAUCAACUUUUGAUUCUCUCACUUAACAGAGAAAAACUAAAGUGAAUAAAAGCAAAAUAAUGGGAUCGGAGACUUGGAAUUUGACGGCGAAGUUAUGCGACUCAUGCAAAACUACGUCGGCGACGGUGUUCUGCCGUGCAGAUUCGGCGUUUCUCUGCUUAGGAUGCGACUGCAAAAUCCACGCGGCGAACAAGCUAGCGUCGAGGCACGCUCGUGUCUGGGUUUGCGAAGUGUGUGAACAAGCUCCGGCGAGCUUCACGUGUAAGGCAGACGCUGCCGCUCUCUGCGUAACGUGCGACCGUGAUAUCCAUUCCGCAAAUCCUUUAGCUCGUCGUCAUGAGCGUUUUCCGGUAGUUCCUUUCUACGACUCUGCCGUCGCGAAAUGUUACGGAGGUGGUGGUGGUGAUGAUGAUGAUGAUGAUGAUGAGAAGUACUUUGACGGUACUAAUGAGAAUCCGUCUCAACCGGAGGAAGAAGCUGAAGCUGCGUCGUGGAUCCUUCCGACGCCGAAAGAAGGAACUGAUCAGUAUAAAUCUGCUGAUUACUUGUUUAAUGAUAUGGAUUCGUAUUUAGAUAUAGAUCUAAUGCCAUGUGAGCAAAAACCACAUAUUGUACAUCAGCAGCAGCAUCAACACGGGCAUUACAGCUCCGAUGGAGUUGUGCCGGUGCAGAACAACAACAAAGCGAGUACUCAUUUACCAGGUCCAGUUGUUGAUGGAUUCCCUACCUACGAAGUGGAUUUCACUGGAUCUAAACCUUACAUGUACAACUUCAGCUCUCAAUCCAUUAGCCAAAGUGUUUCAUCAUCAUCAAUGGACGUCGGAGUUGUGCCGGACCACAGUACGAUGGCGGAUGUAUCAAACACCUUUGUGAUGAACUCAUCGGCCGGCGCCGACGGUGUACCGAAUCCAGUCUCCGGUUUAGACAGAGAAGCAAGGGUAAUGAGGUACAGAGAGAAGAGGAAGAAUAGAAAGUUCGAGAAGACGAUUCGAUAUGCUUCUAGAAAAGCUUAUGCUGAGACUCGACCCAGAAUCAAAGGGAGAUUCGCUAAACGUACUGAGAUAGAAAUCGAUUCACUCAUUGCCGCCGAUGCUUCAUACGGCGUCGUUCCGUCGUUUUAAUUUUUAUAUGUAAUUAUUAUUAUUUGUAGUUAAAAAACAAAAAAAAACGAGUAAAAAAAUCGAAUUUUGUUUUUUAUUUAUUUUUCUUCAUGAUGUUGUUUGUUAUCUAAUUAUGUGUAUAUAUCUAAUUUUGUUA
Solanum dulcamara is the source of this 1285-nucleotide messenger RNA. Its product is annotated as zinc finger protein CONSTANS-LIKE 4-like. NCBI's taxonomy places the organism in Eukaryota, Viridiplantae, Streptophyta, Magnoliopsida, Solanales, Solanaceae. The record is from RefSeq and is a predicted model, not a curated record. The transcript has 2 exons. The coding region runs from base 88 to 1149 and encodes 353 amino acids. Gene Ontology annotation, biological process: regulation of flower development; regulation of photoperiodism, flowering. Gene Ontology annotation, cellular component: nucleus. Gene Ontology annotation, molecular function: protein binding; zinc ion binding.